Lachancea thermotolerans CBS 6340 is the source of this 1719-nucleotide messenger RNA. RefSeq names its product malate synthase MLS1 (gene MLS1). Gene Ontology annotation, molecular function: malate synthase activity. Gene Ontology annotation, biological process: glyoxylate cycle. The coding region runs from base 1 to 1719 and encodes 572 amino acids. Gene Ontology annotation, cellular component: cytoplasm; peroxisomal matrix. The transcript has a single exon. The record is from RefSeq and is a predicted model, not a curated record. Lineage: Eukaryota; Fungi; Ascomycota; Saccharomycetes; Saccharomycetales; Saccharomycetaceae.
AUGCUCAAACGUCUCCAGGCCUAUCCAUACCGCUGUAGUUACUCAGCAGUAUUUGCACGUCAUUCCUUGCAAGUCACCCAAAUGCUAGAAAACGUUCAGGUCCUCGUCGACGUCGAUUCGACUCCAAGGUUCGCGCCUUCCAAGACUACUGUGGCAGACAUCCUCACGCCUGAUGCACUGUCAUUUGUGGUGCUUCUGCACCGCACUUUCGACGAGCGUCGUCGUCAGCUCCUGCGCAAUCGCCAGGAAAUCCAAACCAAGCUGGACUCCGGCGCCUACAAGUUCGACUUUCUGAGCGAGACACGCAAUAUCCGCGAGAAUCCAGCCUGGCAGGGCGCGGUGCCCGCGCCCGGCCUGGCCGAGCGUCACUCCGAGAUCACGGGUCCUCCAUUACGUAACAUGUUGGUCAACGCGCUCAACGCUCCCGUGUCCACUUACAUGACCGACUUCGAAGACUCCGCCGCGCCUACCUGGGACAACUGCGUCUACGGACAGGUGAACCUCUACGACGCUAUUCGCGACCAAGUGGCUUUCAAGACGCCUAGAAAGGAGUACACGCUCCGCGACUCGUUUGCGUCGCUUCCCACGGUGCUGGUGAGGCCACGUGGAUGGCACAUGGAGGAGAAGCACGUCAUCGUGGAUGGGCGCCCCAUCUCCGCGUCGCUGUUCGACUUCGGGCUCUACUUCUUCCACAAUGCGCACAAGCUGGUCGAGAUAGGCAAGGGUCCUUACUUCUACCUGCCCAAGAUGGAGCACCACCUCGAGGCGCGGCUGUGGAACGACGUUUUCAACGUCGCCCAGGAUUACAUCGGGAUGUCGCGUGGAACGGUGCGCGCAACAGUGUUGAUCGAGACACUGCCUGCCGCUUUCCAGAUGGAAGAGAUCAUCUUCGAGCUGCGCGCGCACUCUGCAGGUCUGAACUGCGGUCGCUGGGACUACAUUUUCAGCGUGAUCAAGCGCCUCCGCAACGACCCCGCUCACGUUCUGCCCGACCGUGACCACGUGACCAUGACCGCGCCCUUCAUGGACGCCUAUGUACGCCGCUUAAUCGAGAUCUGCCACCGCCGUGGCGUGCACGCCAUGGGCGGUAUGGCUGCCCAAAUCCCAAUCAAGAACGACACCGCGGCCAACGACGCUGCAAUGGCAAAGGUCCGCGCCGACAAGGAGCGCGAGCUGGCCAAGGGCCACGACGGUUCCUGGGUUGCCCACCCCGCUCUCUCUGCGAUCUGCAACGAAGUGUUCGACAAGAUGGGCACUGCCAACCAAAUUCACAGUAUCCCUGCCGCGAACGUCGCCGCCAGUGAUCUUCUCAACACACGCAUUCCAAACGGCGCUGUCACAACGGCAGGCAUUAGACAGAACCUGUCUAUCGGGUUGCAAUAUAUGGAGGCGUGGUUGCGUGGCUCCGGCUGUGUGCCAAUCAACAACCUGAUGGAGGAUGCUGCAACCGCGGAGGUCUCGCGUUGUCAGCUGUACCAAUGGGUCAAACACGGCGUCAAAUUGCAGGACACUGGCGAGGUCGUUACUGCGGACCUCACACAGCGCAUUCUGGAGGAACAGGUCGCUGAGCUCUCUAAAAAGAGCCCUGUUGGCGACGCUAACAAGUUCGCGCUAGCCGCGAAGUACUUCCUGCCUGAAAUCAGAGGCGAGAAGUUCAGCGAAUUUUUGACCACUUUGCUGUACGACGAAAUUGUCACUGCUAAAACUUCUCGGUUGUAG